This is a messenger RNA of Hevea brasiliensis (rubber tree), 2412 nucleotides long. RefSeq names its product pentatricopeptide repeat-containing protein At1g33350-like. Lineage: Eukaryota; Viridiplantae; Streptophyta; Magnoliopsida; Malpighiales; Euphorbiaceae. The transcript has a single exon. Gene Ontology annotation, molecular function: protein binding; RNA binding. Gene Ontology annotation, biological process: RNA modification. Bases 57 to 1679 code for a protein of 540 amino acids. The record is from RefSeq and is a predicted model, not a curated record.
AUGUCUUCAAUCUCCUUCCCGCGCACAAGAAGCUUCAAAUAAAUGUGUAAGCAGAAAUGCAAUCUAGCCAUAUUUUGAACCCACCAAAUCUAAAUCUAAAUCAAUUUGUCUUAGCAAUCCUUUCCAAAUGCAAUCAUCUCAUUCAUCUCAAACAACUUCAAUCUUUUCUCACAGUUCUUGGCCACUCACAAACCCAAUUCUAUGUCUUCAAACUCCUCCGCUUUUCUAUUCUCAAACUCUCUAACCUUUGCUAUGCUCGCUACGUUUUUGAUCAUGUCUGCUUUCCCAAUAUCUAUCUCUGCACUGCCAUGGUCACUGCCUAUGCCUCCAAGCUUGAUCACCUUUCCGCCUUCGAAAUUUAUCGCAACAUGGUUCGUCGAAGACACCCUAAACCCAACCAUUUUAUCUUCCCCCACGUCUUGAAAUCCUGUCAAACGAUGAAAUUGGUGCAUGCCCAGAUAGCUAAAUCGGGUUUUGGACAAUACCCAGUUGUGCAAACUGCUCUUGUUGAUUCGUAUUCCAGGUCUUCAUCUGACAUUGGAUUUGCAAGGCAGCUGUUCGAUGAAAUGUCUGAAAAGAAUGUUGUGUCUUGGACUGCUAUGAUUUCUGGGUAUACUAGAGUUGGCCAGAUUGGAAAUGCUAUUUCUCUUUUUGACCAAAUGCCUGAAAGAGAUGUUCCAUCUUGGAAUGCUGUUAUUGCCGGAUGUACCCAAAACGGGUUGUUUUCGGAGGCUAUUUCCCUCUUUAGAAAGAUGAUGCUUCUUGCUCAAGCGACACAACAUCGACACAUCAGGCCUAAUCAAGUUACAGUUGUUUGUGUUCUCUCUGCUUGUGCAAACACUGGCAUGCUUCAGCUUGGGAAAUGCAUUCAUGGAUACGUGUAUAGAAACAGCCUUGCUUCUGACUCGUUUAUGUCCAAUGCUCUGGUGGAUAUGUAUGGGAAGUGUGGAAGCUUAAGAGAGGCCAGAAGGGUUUUUGACAUGACUUUGAAGAAAAGCUUGACCUCUUGGAAUUCCAUGAUAAACUGUUUUGCUCUCCAUGGACAUGGCAGGAGUGCGAUAUGCAUAUUUGAGGAGAUGAUGCAACAUGGAGAGGAUGUUAGACCAGAUGAGGUUACCUUUGUUGGUUUGCUAAAUGCUUGUACCCAUGGAGGGCUGGUUGAAAAAGGACGUUAUUAUUUCCUUAUGAUGACUCAGAAUUAUGGGAUUGAACCUCAGAUCGAACAUUAUGGGUGCUUGAUAGAUAUUCUUGGUCGGGCAGGAAAGUUUGAAGAAGCGUUGGAAGUUGUGAGGGGAAUGAAGAUCGAACCCGAUGAAGUUGUUUGGGGUUCUCUGCUUAAUGGAUGUAAAGUACAUGGUCAUACAGAUUUGGCCGAAUUUGCUGUUAAAAAGCUUAUUGAAAUUGACCCAAAAAAUGGAGGCUAUGGUAUAAUGUUAGCAAAUUUAUAUGGCGAGCUCGGGAAGUGGGAUGAGUCUCGCAAGGUAAGAAAAAUGUUAAAGGAACAUAGUGCUUACAAGACACCAGGUUGCAGUUGGAUUGAGGUUGACAAUGAAGUUAAUCAGUUCUACUCUGCUGACAAAACACAUCCUAGAUCAGAGGAGAUAUACAAGUUAUUGGGAGCUUUGUGGGGUUUGAGCUUGAGGUUCUGGUAUUCUCCAUUUAUUGACUGCAAUACAUAAAUAUAGAUGAGUUUUCAAAUAUUUAUUCUUAAUCAGAAACUCAAAUUGCCUGUGCUGUCACUACUCUUCGAAGAAGAAAACACACAUGAAGAAUGUGGCGCAUCAUUUUGUUGUUGCAGUUGUGUUUCAGAGCUAUGUUUGUUACUUCCAAAUACAGAACUCCACUGUGUGUUUGGACUGCCUUCAACACUCAAUUUCUGCUUAUCAUAGAAGGCAAGUUUAUCUUUUACAUUCCGGGUAAAUUGUGAAUAACAAAAGAGUGGCCAGAGGCAUAGUUACUUUUGGUGGAUAAGGAUACCCAGAUGACACUGACAGUCUGACACUUUAAAUUAAAUUUUGAUAAAUAGGUGAACCUUCACCUAAACAUGUAAAUGAAUCAGAUGUUAAUAUCCAUGUCCAGCUACCGUGGUCAUAGACGAGGUUGGCAGACCACUUUUGUGAUUUGAGCAUGGUGCUCAUUUUCUAUGAGAAUAUUAAAGCUGGUUCCAUUUUUUUAUUAGGUCUGAAAAGGAUAAUAUUCGGUACCUCAGGUUGGCAGCUUAUGAAAGGCAUCAAGUCUCAAUCAUGAAAGCUUACUUGUUAUCAGUGUUUUUCACCUAAAAUGUCUAAGUUCUUAAUUGAAUUAAUUUACUAUUUAUUUUAUCAUUUCAUUUGUUUUCUGUAGUAUAUUUAUUGUCAUAUCAUCAUUGAUUUCAAAGUAAAUAUUUUAUUUGAUUCAUGCGAUGCUUCUGAG